Saccostrea cuccullata (small rock oyster) is the source of this 2608-nucleotide messenger RNA. RefSeq lists its product as uncharacterized. The transcript is spliced from 12 exons. Lineage: Eukaryota; Metazoa; Mollusca; Bivalvia; Ostreida; Ostreidae. The record is from RefSeq and is a predicted model, not a curated record. Gene Ontology annotation, biological process: regulation of apoptotic process; apoptotic process. The coding region runs from base 168 to 1751 and encodes 527 amino acids.
UAAUCUUCCUGGUGACGAUAAGGCUUGUAAUCUAUGUAAACUUUGACAUAUUAAGGUGUCAAACACAAGAUUAUGUUGACAUACCGUUAUAGCCCAAUACUAUAUCAGUAAAGACCAGAUAGUAGUUUUGAAAAUCGUAGUUUAAAUGGAAAAUAAGCUCUGCAAUAAUGUUGUAUUGUAAAAUCACAGAGGUUUGUUUUUUAUUAUCCAUGACAUUGUUGGCUUCUGUUGUUGCAGUUUGUGAAAAAAACCCUUGCAGCAGUGAUCCUUACAAAAAGUCUGGCGGUCUGUCUGGUCUGGUGGAUAAGGGAAAUAUUGGUGUUCCGAUUGUCGAUUCGGUUGUGUGCAAUCCCUCGCCAGAACCUGGCGUUUACAAGAUCAAAGUUAAGUGUAGGACCGAUGGCUACCGGGUAGACGGACCGACAGAAUCCACUUGUAAAACUAACAAUUGGUUUCCAAAACCACCUCAGAAAUGUGUUCCCAUAGAGGCGGUGGCGAAGAAGGAUCAUAAGUGGGAGUAUAUCGGCGGUGGUCUGGGUGGUGGCGCGCUGGCUAUUGUUCUAUUGGUCGUUAUCAUCUCUGUCGUCUGCUACAGGGCCAAACUUAGAUCAGAAAAAGAAAAGGAAGAAAUGUUAAAGAUGAAGAGAUUUGGGUCACACCCACUUGGACCUAACGGAGAACGAUUCUACAAAAACAGUUACCAUCAACCAAUUGAUACCAAUCUUCAUAAAGUUUGGACAAUUAAAAGAACCCGAAAAAAGUUCUUCUAUGCAGACACAUUGAAGGAACUGUUGGCAAAAGCUGGUACAGAAUUCGGAUGUCAAGGUCAUAUUCGAUUGGUACUGGAGGAAGACGGAACACAGGUGGAAACGGAUGAGACUCUGAGAGCAUGCGCGGGGAGGGUCAUGCUGGUACUCGGAGGCGAUGAAACUUGGCAUCCAGAGACUAAACUCUAUGAUAAUGAGGCUUACAGACUGACAUUUGAUGUGUGCUCUUUUGAUCGAAAAGACAGAAAACUAGUCCUAGCCGACAGUAUAAAGGAUCUUAAAUAUCAAGGAUCUUCCAGCUUCGGUUACCCUGUAACUUCUGUUUGUCUGGAAGAGGAUGGUACAGUUAUUGAUAAUGACAGGACGUUGUGUUCGUGUUCCACGAAAACACUCAUGCUUCUUGGCGCCGAGCAUGCGUGGAAGGGAUCUCCCAGCGCCUUGGUAACUUUACCAUCAUCAUAUACAGAUAUGUCGGUUACAGAUCCAAAUACGGAGAGCUGCAGUGAUGAGUCUCAAGUGGGGAUGUACAAAGUGUGGACAGAGGACCGACAAAUAAAGAAAGUCGUUUUUGCUGAAAAUAUUAUUGACCUACAUCUCAAAGCUUCAAAAGCCCUUGGUCUCCGGACACCGGUGGUGGUAACUUUAGAAAACAACCAGACAUUUGAAAUCACAGAUGAUGACAUCCUUAAAGAAAACACUGGAAAAAUACUGAUUGUCAGAGAGAAAAUCACAGAAACUGGUUUUAACCAGGUUAAUGAUCCUUUAUAUGAUGAUCCUGUAGGACAGAACAAGUAUAGUUCGCAACAAUCCUGGACAGGGCACCAAUUGAACUCUGUGAAUUACAAUCAUGGUGCGAUAAGCAAUCAAAUGUAUGUUGCACGAAAUUCUGUACAUGAAAACUCUGGUUCACAACAGAUUUCUAGAGGAUUUGUAAACCACUUUCAAAACCCAAGAUUCAGUUCCAGCUCCUCGUUUCAUGCAUAGGCCGUGUUUAAAAGAAGUGUUUGUGUCAUGAUUUUGCACCCAGUUUUCAAAACAAAAAAUAUUUAUGCGGAAAAUAUAUUUGAAUAUGGUGUACAUUAAUAAACUACAUAUUGCCAGAUCAGCACAAUCAUGAUUAUUUUUUCUGCAUUUUGUUCAGGCUUGGUGAGUGGCCCCUAACUUCAACUGAAAGUCAUUAGUACAACAUAUUGGUAAAUCUUCUAAAACCAAAGAUGAUAGGAAAAAAAUGAGGAUAACACAUCUGAAAUAUAUGAUAAAUUUAUUGUAUACAUAUUGAUGUAUACAAACUAUACACAGUGCAUCAAGAAAAUGUUUAUGUACAUAGCUAUGAUUUCUGGCAUCCUGAGGGGCCAAAAUUUUAUGCGAAAAAACUUUGAUAAGAAAGAUAAUCCCAUCAUGUUAAAGAGCAGUCUUACCAGAGUCAAGUAUUAAAUGGAGACUUUAUAUAGCCAGUUCAUUCAAAACCAGUAUUAUGAGUAAACACAUUUUAAUUUUUCAUUCAGGACUAGUAUUUUUAUAAAUUUACUUAUGUUUUACAAAACAUGUUUUACAUAAAACAUGUGCAUGUUUUACAUAAAACAUGUGCAUCCAACUUUUUUAACCUUUAAGAAUUGGGCAAUUACACCUCUUUACAAACAAUUUUAAAAACUACAGUAAUUUAUCAUGUACAUUGACAAUAUAUAGAUUUGCCCUUAUUAUUACUUUUUUUUCUUUAAAAUUGUUUUUUAAGGAAGAUUACUCUUUCUGGUGGAUGCACAGAUAGCAAUAUGAUAUUCUGACCUUUAGCAGCACUUUAGUUUUUUAAUGUGAUUAUUAUAUGUAUGGCAUUAAGUAUUACU